Molecule: messenger RNA, 2516 nt
Organism: Manduca sexta (tobacco hornworm)
Lineage: Eukaryota; Metazoa; Arthropoda; Insecta; Lepidoptera; Sphingidae
Gene: Mtpbeta
Product: trifunctional enzyme subunit beta, mitochondrial
Exons: 11
Coding region: 146-1567 (473 amino acids)
Biological process (GO): fatty acid beta-oxidation
Molecular function (GO): acyltransferase activity, transferring groups other than amino-acyl groups
Source: RefSeq, a predicted model, not a curated record
UGGUGACGGCCGACGGGUCAGAGUCCAACUUUCUUUUUAAGUUUAGAAGUUUAUUUUCUCAUUAGAAUUUAUAAUCAAAAUAAGUUGAUUGUUUUAGAUAUAUUCUUCAUUAAUAUUAUUUAGCGCCAGGCGAAUAAAAGCAAACAUGGCAUCACAAAUCGCAAAAUCUUUGGCUAAAGUUAACCAUGUAACAUCAACGUUAAAGUUUGACACAGCUCGGCGCGCGUUAAGUGUAGCACCAACAUUGCAACAGAAGAAAAGCCUCCCCGACCCUACUGGCAAGAAUGUGGUGCUGGUGGAUGGUGUCCGCACACCAUUCCUCCUCUCAUUCACCGACUAUGCCAAGAUGAUGCCCCACGAGCUCGCCAGACAUUCCCUUGUCGGUCUCCUGCAAAAAACGGGUAUAAACAAGGAGCUCAUAGACUACAUAGUGUACGGCACCGUCAUCCAAGAAGUGAAGACUUCCAACAUAGGCCGCGAGGCGGCGCUAGCGGCCGGAUUCAGCGACCGCACGCCUGCGCACACUGUCACCAUGGCCUGCAUAUCAUCAAACCAGGCCAUCACUACUGGCGUGGGUAUGAUUGCGGCCGGCGCAUACGACAUAAUCGUGGGAGGUGGCGUGGAGUUCAUGUCGGACGUGCCCAUCCGCCACUCGCGCAAGAUGCGCUCCCUGCUCUUGCGCAUGAACAAGGCCAAGACGCCUGCGCAGAGGCUUUCGCUCAUCGCAUCCAUACGGCCCGACUAUCUCAUGCCAGAGCUCCCAGCGGUGGCAGAGUUUUCGUCGGGCGAGACUAUGGGCCACAGUGCGGACCGGCUCGCUGCCGCCUUCGGGGCCUCGCGCGCCGAGCAGGACGAGUACGCACUGCGCUCGCACACACUCGCCGCCGAGGCGCAGAAGAAUGGAUACUUUACUGACCUUGUACCCAUUAAGGUGGACGGUAAAGAUGGGCUGGUUGACAAAGACAACGGCAUUCGAGUCUCCACGCCGGAGCAGCUCGCCAAGCUGAAGCCCGCCUUCAUCAAGCCCCAUGGCACCGUCACCGCCGCCAACGCAUCCUUCUUGACGGACGGCGCUUCAGCGUGCUUGAUAAUGUCGGAGGCAAAGGCGAAGGAGCUAGGAUUCAAGCCCAAAGCGUACCUGCGGGCGUUCACGUAUGUCGCUCAGGAUCCCGUGGACCAGCUGUUGCUCGGUCCCGCCUACGGGAUUCCCAAGAUCCUGGACAAAGUCGGCCUGAAGGUCAACGACAUCGACACGUGGGAGAUCCACGAAGCCUUCGCGGGUCAAAUCCUGGCCAACCUGAAGGCGAUGGACUCGGACUGGUUCGCGCAGAACUACCUCGGCCGCCAGUCUAAGGUGGGUGUCCCGGACCUCGCCAAGUGGAACAAGUGGGGCGGCUCGCUCUCUAUUGGACAUCCGUUCGCCGCCACUGGAGUGCGCCUGGCGAUGCACACGGCGAACAGGCUCGUCCGCGAGGACGGACAGGUCGGACUCAUCGCCGCCUGCGCCGCCGGCGGCCAGGGCGUCGCCAUGCUGCUCGAGAGGCACCCCGACGCCACGCCCAACUAAACAUCACUGGAGUAGAAACCUAAUGUGAAACUACCCUAGUUAUAGAUCUUAACGAACAACUUGACCCAUUUGGCAGGGUGUGAUCGGAGUGAAUCUACUAAUAGUAUAGUCGAGGGGGGACGAAUUACGUAUCAAAUAUCGGACCCCCCCCCCCCGGCCUCACGCUAUGUGACACUCAAUUGUUACCCAUCAAUAAUAUUAAAGUGUAAUCUUGAAUCAUUUGAUUAAAUAAAAAAGAACAGUAUAGUCGGUACGUCGCAUGCGGUACCCCGCGGACAUUACUGGCGAUGGCUCAAGUUGUUUGGCGAUAGCUGUAAUAGGGCAUAUGCAAUUUUGAAUUACUAGACUGCAUGUCUACCUGUAAAAACUGUAACAAACCUACCCCGUGUUGCUAAAAAAUCGGCAUACUGAAUCUGAUAGUAUUUUGUUUCUUGGUGAGGUAAUUAUGAUCAUCCUCGUUUUAUAAUUCCAGAUGUUAUUUUCCUCUCAUUUGGUAAAGCUAUUUUGUACGUUAAUUGAAUCAUACUUAUUUUGCACCUUUAAGCUUAAAUGUAUUUAAAUAGAAACAAAGUAACUGUUCCAAGCAUCAGUGCUAAACAUUUAUAUUAAGGUAUCAAAUUUUAAAUAUUUCUUAUCAGGUUGACCUAUAAUUAGUUAUGGUUUAGUCUGGAAUAGAAAUUAUAUUUUUUUGAUUUGACUGCACACUAAGGCAUUUUGUAAUCGUGCCAAAUAUUUACUGUUAUUCAUGACUGACAUCAAGAAAUCAUUUAUCCCACAUGUUAACUUAUUUUAUUACAGUGUCACAAUAGAUGUAUCCAUAUGUGUCAAUUUAAGGAAUUUCGUUAUAUAUCCAUUGUAUAUCGUAGGAUAAUGUUGCGUAUGGACUAGUUAUAAGGUUGAAAAUUAUUUAUUAGCAAGCUAUUCUUUGUAAUAAACGAUUUAACUAAUA